Messenger RNA from Magnolia sinica, 2408 nucleotides. Its product is annotated as probable LRR receptor-like serine/threonine-protein kinase At2g23950. The record is from RefSeq and is a predicted model, not a curated record. The transcript has 11 exons. Bases 196 to 2136 code for a protein of 646 amino acids. Gene Ontology annotation, molecular function: protein binding; ATP binding; protein kinase activity. Gene Ontology annotation, biological process: protein phosphorylation. NCBI's taxonomy places the organism in Eukaryota, Viridiplantae, Streptophyta, Magnoliopsida, Magnoliales, Magnoliaceae.
CUCCCCCUCUCUCCCUGGAAUGAGUACAGGCGCAUGUAAGUUCUGUGUGGCUGCAUUACACCCUCUCAAAUUCUGCGCCUACCUGACACCAGAAUCACCUUCCUGAUUUCAGCUCUCUCUCUCUCUCUCUCUCUCUCUUUCUCUCUCUUCAGGUAUCAUUCAUGUAUAUGUACGUAUCAUUUCCAUGAUACAUCCAUGGCCCAUCGUAUAUCAUCCAUCAAACCCUCCUCUCCAAGACCUCUCAUGGCUCCUUUCCCACUUCUCUCUCUCAUCUUCUAUCUCUCCUUUGCAACUCUCUCCUUCUCUUCUGAACCUAUCAACCAAGAAGUGCAAGCUUUGAUCAGUAUCAGAACAGCUUUGAACGAUCCUCAUGGGGUUUUGAGCAACUGGGAUGAAGACUCGGUCGACCCUUGUAGCUGGGCCAUGAUCACAUGCUCUUCUGAGAAUCUGGUUAUUGGGCUGGGAGCUCCAAGCCAAAAUCUAUCUGGAACUUUGUCUGGAAGGAUUGGAAAUCUCACUAAUCUCCAGCAAGUGUUAUUGCAGAACAACAAUAUAAAUGGGCAAAUUCCAGCAGAGCUUGGAAAGCUUCCUAAGUUACAAACCUUGGAUCUCUCUAAUAACCGGCUUUCAGGAAUCGUUCCGGACUCGCUGGGUCAACUCGCGAGUCUUCAAUACCUGAGACUGAACAAUAACAGCUUGUUUGGAGCUUUUCCUGUGUCUUUAACGAAAAUCCCUAAACUUGCUUUUCUGGAUUUGUCUUAUAACAAUCUCACAGGACCUGUACCCAAGUUUCCCGCCAGAACAUUCAAUAUUGUAGGAAAUCCUCUGAUAUGUAGAAGCGAUUCUCCUGAAGAUUGCCCGGGAACAAUCUCAACCGUUCCUCUUCCUGCCUUUCUCGAUUCAUCUCUGAGAAAGUCCAAGACAGUAAAACUAGCCGUUGCAAUCGGAGCCAGUCUCGGGUCCACCUUCCUCCUCUUCUUAGCAACCCUCCUCUUCAUCUGGUGGCGAAAGAACAAGAGAACCCAAAUGGUACUCGACAUCAACGACAAGCAAGAGGAAGGAAUGAUACGGCUAGGAAACCUGCGGGUGUUCCAUUUCAAGGAGCUCCAGACGGCCACCGAUAAUUUCAGUGGGAAGAAUAUUCUCGGCAAAGGAGGAUUUGGGAAUGUUUACAGGGGCAUUUUGGGAGAUGGGACGAUCGUGGCCGUCAAAAGGCUGAAAGAUGUUGGGAGUAGUGGGACCACGGGCGAGGGGCAGUUUCGGACAGAGGUUGAGAUGAUUAGUCUGGCGGUGCACCGAAAUCUCCUGCGCCUGCUUGGAUACUGCGCCACCUCAAAUGAAAGAUUGCUCGUCUACCCUUACAUGUCUAACGGGAGUGUUGCUUCGCGGCUGAGAGGAAAGCCAGCACUAGACUGGAAUACCAGGAAGAGGAUUGCACUGGGCGCAGCUCGAGGUCUUCUCUAUCUUCACGAGCAAUGCGAUCCGAAGAUCAUCCACCGCGACGUGAAGGCUGCUAACAUACUCCUGGACGAUUUCUGCGAGGCCAUCGUCGGCGAUUUCGGCCUUGCGAAGCUGCUCGAUCACAGCGACUCGCACGUGACCACGGCGGUCAGGGGCACGGUAGGCCACAUCGCGCCCGAGUACCUGUCAACGGGUCAGUCGUCGGAGAAGACAGACGUGUUUGGUUUCGGGAUCCUGCUGUUGGAGCUUAUCACAGGGCAACGGGCGUUGGAUUUCGGCAAGUCGGCGAACCAGAAGGGCGCUAUGUUGGAGUGGGUGAAGAAAGUACACCAAGAGAAGAAGCUGGAUCUUCUAGUGGACAAGGACCUUCAGAUGAGCUACGAUCGGAUCGAGGUCGGUGAGAUGGUUCAGGUGGCCCUCCUAUGCACUCAAUACCUCCCAGCCCACCGACCCAGAAUGUCAGAAGUGGUCCGGAUGUUGGAAGGCGACGGUCUAGCUGAGAAAUGGGAAGCCUCUCAAAAGAAAGCCCAGACCACCACCACACCCCAAUAUGUCCCUCACAACACCUUACUUGGUGAUGAUGGUGAUGUCCAUGCUCACAUGCUUGUCAUGAUGGACGGUGAUGAUGAAAAUGGCCAUGAUGUUGAGGCAAUGGAGCUCUCUGGCCCCAGAUGAUGAGUUUUCUCAUACCCAUAUAACAGAUUUAAAGAAUUUUAUGUUAAUAAUCCUGAUGUGAAAAUUGAUGUUGGUUUUCGUAGAUUCUGAUGGACGGUGAUGAUGGCUUAACAGCUGACCAUUUGACCCUUUUUAUUCUUUCCUCUGCAAGGUGUGUUACCAUGUAAUUUUCUGGUGGUGUUUGAUUUUACUUGAUAGAUCUUUGUUUUUCUUCUUUGUAUAUGGAAAGACCGGAAGAAUUUGAAAUAUUUCAUUGUGGUGUGAUCCCAUCA